ACACACUUUUCGUCAUGUCUCCGACGUUGACUUCUCAAGGUCUAGUCUUGGCCACCGCCAUGGCCGUCUCCGCCGCCACCGCCGUCCUCUUCGAUCUUCUCCGAGAAAAGUAUUUUCCUUCGACCUCCCUAAUUCUUCCCAAUCAUCAAAUCCAUCAACAACAACUCCUCAAGUCUUGUAUCUCUUCAGGCAGCAGGAAAAGUGAGAAAGAAGCGAAGAAGAAGAAAGUGAAAUUUGCAGAGGAUGUGAAGGAACCCAAGGGGAAUGGCGAAUUGUACAGAAAAGCAGGGAGAAAAAAAACAGAGAUUUUGAAGAAAAGCUGCUGUGGAAAUGAGCUCCCUGCGAAUCAUGCUGCGCUCUACAAUGGGAUUUUGAAGGGUCGUGCGCACGGAAUGGGGUAUUCCUAUUGAAUAAUUAUUCAUCGCGCUUCAUUUUUUUCUUUUUACUUUCACUUUGUAAAUCUUAAAUCAUUGUAAAUAUUUAGAAUCUUCGAUUUAUUGUUUCUGCAAUUCUGGCCUAAAAUCAUAAUACUUGCAUAAUAGCCCUUCAAGUUUCAAGAAA
Molecule: messenger RNA, 561 nt
Organism: Salvia miltiorrhiza (redroot sage)
Lineage: Eukaryota; Viridiplantae; Streptophyta; Magnoliopsida; Lamiales; Lamiaceae
Exons: 3
Coding region: 15-410 (131 amino acids)
Source: RefSeq, a predicted model, not a curated record